Messenger RNA from Momordica charantia (bitter melon), 2823 nucleotides. The record is from RefSeq and is a predicted model, not a curated record. Lineage: Eukaryota; Viridiplantae; Streptophyta; Magnoliopsida; Cucurbitales; Cucurbitaceae.
CAAGAAAAAGGGAAAUCCUCGAUCGAUUGAAACGUUUGUGAAGCAGGAGCAAAACAAGAGCUAAUGGGGGACCCGCGCGAGUUAUGAGCUACGUGUUCCAAAGGGAUUUUGAACUUUCGGAUUAGCUAUCUGGGUUUGUUUCGAGUUACCCCUUUUUGCUGCCAAAGCCCUCGUAUCUCACUCUGUUUUCAGCCCAACACAGAACGUGUUGGUUUGGUUGUUUUAAUUCGAGAGUUCAAGGGGGUUCUCUCUCUCCCUCUGAAAUCCGAAUGAUUGCUUUAUUUAAGCUAUUCUGGGAAGUGGGAAGUGGGAAGUGCUGAAUCUUGCAGUUGCUCUGUUUUUGGCUUUAUCUCAUUACUUGCAGAAGCCAUGGCAGCUUGUUUUGGCGUUGGGGUGUCGUCGUUUCUUGCUUCAUUUCAACGCAGUAAGAAUUCGUGGCGAGUGCUAGUUAGAAGUGAAGAUGGAGCCGACUCAGUUUCAGCUGUGGUAAGUGGAGCUUCUCUGGUUGGGGAGAAGGAGGGGAGUUGGUCUUCAUUGGAAAAGGGCAAUGGGUGGUUGAAGUCUGAAGCUUCGGAGAAGAAGAAGGUCAAGAAGAGAGAUAAUGCUGCUGUAAAGUUGGAGCCAUCUUGGGAUGAUGGGUAUGGGACUGUGACUGUGAAAGAUUACUUUGAUGCCGCUAAGGAUUUUACUCAGCACUCUGAUGGCGGUCCGCCUCGCUGGUUUUGUCCUCUUGAAUCUGGAUCUCCAUUAAAGGGUUCUCCAGUUCUUCUGUUUUUGCCUGGAAUGGAUGGCACUGGAUGUGGCCUCAUCAUGCACCAUAAAGCUCUUGGGAAGGCUUUUGAAGUUCGGUGCCUACAUAUUCCUGUUCAAGAUCGAACACCAUUCGAAGGACUUGUGAAGCUCGUUGAAGAAAAUAUCAGGUCAGAGCAUGCUUCUUCCCCAAAAAAGCCGAUUUAUUUAGUGGGGGACUCAUUUGGAGGAUGCUUAGCCCUUGCUGUUGCUUCUUGUAAUCCUAAAAUUGACCUUGUUCUGAUUUUAGUGAAUCCAGCUACAUCUUUUGGUAGGUCUCAAUUGCAACCCUUGCUUCCAUUGUUAGAAGCUAUGCCUGAUGUACUGCAUGGAACAGUUCCCUAUCUACUUAGCUUUGUUAUGGGCGAACCAGUGAAAAUGGCAACAGUCGAUGUUGAAAGUAGGCUUCCUCCAAUGCAGCAAUUAGAAAAAGUAUCACUCAACCUGGCUGCUUUACUACCAUAUCUUUCGGAGUUGUCUACCAUUAUACCGAAGGAUACCCUUCUUUGGAAGCUGAAGCUGCUCAAAUCAGCUGCAGCUUAUGCUAAUUCUCGUCUCCAUGCAGUUAAAGCUGAAGUACUUGUGCUUGCUAGUGGCAAGGAUAACAUGGUUCCAAGCAGAGUUGAAGCUGAACGACUUAAGCAAUCAUUACAGAAUUGUACCUCUCGCCAUUUCAAGGAAAAUGGGCACACCUUAUUAUUGGAAGAUGGUAUUGGUUUAAUGACAGUAAUUAAAAGCACUUACAAGUAUCGUCGAUCAAGAAAGCAUGAUGCUGUUUCGGAUUAUCUUCCGCCCAGUUUAACAGAGUUCAACUUUGCUUUUAGUCAAGUGACUGGACUCUUUCAUUUUCUCACUGGUUCUACAAUGUUCUCAACUUUGGGAGAUGGAACCAUAGUGAAAGGUCUUUCUGGAGUUCCUGACGAAGGUCCUGUGCUGUUAGUCGGUUAUCACAAUUUAUUAGGACUUGAGCUUUCACCUUUAGUUAAAGAAUUCAUGAGAGAGAAGAAUAUUGUGGUUCGUGGAAUAGCACAUCCAGAGUUGUUCUUGGGAAAUCUAGAGUCUGAAUAUCCUGAAAUUUCAUUGAUUGACUGGGUGAAAGUAUUUGGUGCAGUCCCUGUGACUGGUAGCAAUCUUUACAAACUGUUAUCAGAAAACUCACACGUUCUCCUCUAUCCUGGGGGUGCACGCGAGGCUCUUCACCGGAAGGGUGAAGAGUAUAAGUUGUUCUGGCCAGAUCAACAGGAAUUUGUGAGGAUGGCUGCUCGUUUCGGGGCUACAAUUGUACCGUUUGGUGCUGUCGGAGAAGAUGAUCUAGCACAAAUGAUUUUAGAUUAUAAUGACCUGAUUAAAAUUCCCAUGCUUAAUGACCACAUCAGAGAGACAACUCAAAAUUCUGCAAAAGUGAGGGAUACAGAUAGUGGAGAGGUUGGUAAUCAAGAUCUUUUCUUCCCAUUGCUCUUGCCCAAGAUACCCGGUCGGUUAUACUACCUGUUUGGCAAGCCAAUAGUAACAAAGGGGAGAGAGGAAAUCCUGAAGGACAAGAAAAAGGCAAACCAAUUGUAUAAUGAGGUUAAAUUUGAAGUUGAACGUAGUUUAGAAUACUUGAUUAAGAAGCGGAAGGAGGAUCCGUAUCGAAGUUUUAUUGACAGGACGGUGUAUAAAGCUGUUUAUGCCUCUCAACAUGAAGUUCCUACAUUUGAGCCUUGAGAAUUGAUUCUUUUAAGUUGGUACAACUAGUUCUGUUCAACAUUGAACCUUUGGAGGUUAUACUCUUAACAGUUCCGUCCUCGAUACGCCAAGUUGUGUUCUGGAAGGAAGACCAUAACUGGUAUGAACUAUGAGCUUGAAUUUGGUUUUGAUCUCCCAUCCCAGCUUGAGGAAGAUGCCUAUUACUAAAAUAGAAAUACAAAGAAAAUUCAAAAUCUGAAUAAACCACAGAAGAAAAAGUUACCUUGUAAAUUUUUACCUUAUUUGAUUACCUUUUUCUUUCUCUUCUUUGAAUAGAUUAAAUGCUGUUGGGAAGCUUUACUGUUU